Aureococcus anophagefferens is the source of this 635-nucleotide messenger RNA. RefSeq lists its product as hypothetical. The record is from RefSeq and is a predicted model, not a curated record. The coding region runs from base 153 to 635 and encodes 160 amino acids. Lineage: Eukaryota; Pelagophyceae; Pelagomonadales; Pelagomonadaceae. The transcript is spliced from 2 exons.
GCCAGCUUUUUAGGCAUGUAUCUUGCACCAUGCUUGAUGAGGGGCGCUAGGAUAGGAAACUAGGGCAAUCCGUUGCGUGGUGGGCUCUAAGCAAACCAAACUGCGUUGCCGCGCGUGCGGCCUGUGACAAAACCGACCGCAGCACCUCAAACAUGGCUGCGCCCGACCUGCCCAUCACGCUCUUCGCCGACGACAGCGCGUCGUCGCUGCAGAAGCUCCGCGACGGCAAGGCGCUCGUGCGGUGCCCCGCGUGCCUGACGAAGCUCGACGGAUUCGUCGAGGCGUUCGGCGGCGACGUCGCGUUCGCGUCCGUGUGCCUCGACGACCCCGAGUUCGCCAAGGAGAUCGUCGAGGAGCACGAGUGGGAGCGCAUGGCCCACGCGGGCAUGGACGCCGAGACGAAGGAGCUCGCCAAGGCGCACUGGGGCUUCAAGGCCGUGCCGUACCUCGUCGUGCUGGACGCGACCGGCGAGACGGCCUUCGCCGGCUCCGCGCUCAAGGUCACGGCCGAGACCAUCGAGACGGCCCUCGCGGGCAAGGAGAACGCCACCGCCGCCGCGCCGCCGGCGAACGCGCCCGCCGCGCCCGCCGCGCCCGCCUUCGCCGCGCUGUCCCUCGACGACGACGACUUCUGA